AUGUAUAUUGUUUUAAUAUUUUAAUUGGCAUUAGCAGAAUUAUUUACAAUAAAAAAAGAGGAGUUAAAAACCUUAUUCGCCUUACCUAUUAAUGGAUAGGAUUUCGAACUUCAAACAAAUAAUGAUGAAUGGAAUGUAUGCCAAUUAUAAGAACAUUAAUUAAAAUUACAAUAUACUUAAUAUGAUGGCAACAAUUAAAGCAACUUAGCUAUUUUAUCACUCUCUUAACAUUCCAUCUUAGUAUUGACUGAUGAUAGAUAGAUCAAUUAUUUUCAAGAUCAAAUCCUAUUUUGGCAAUACAAUAUUCCUUCUAAUAUAGAUAUACAAAAUGUAACAAUGAGAUAUUGUUAAGUAACAUACCUAGUUUAUUUCAUAUCAACUAAAGUAUAUCGAUUCAAUCCUUAUGAUAAAAAUUUAUAAGAAUUCGAAAUGUUCUUAAAUUACUAACCCCAAUAAAUAGAAAUAUGUGAUCAAUUCAUUUUUGUACUUAAUUAAGGUAUAAUUACUAUUUAUAACAACUAUGAUUAAGUUUAUUAAAUUUAAAUAAAGAACUCAGACAACAUUACAUAUUUUACUGUAAUAAAUAAUAUUAAUAAAAAUGGUUAUAACAUGUAUAUUUUGGAUAAGUAAACAGGAUUAUUAAAGAUUGAAUGGAAUCAAACUAAUCACAAUAUAAAUUAACUUGAUUUAAUAUAAAAUGGUGUUACUAUGGGUAUUUCUAAUGAAACCAACAUUUAUGUAGCAUAUAAAAGAUAAUAUAAAUAUAUUAUUGCUUAAUAUUAAAUCAUAGAUUAAUAAUUAUAAAUAGUUAGAAAAUUAUAGAGUAAGAAAAAUAUUUUAAAAAUUAUUGCAUAUAAAGAGUAUACAUUAUUUCUAACAAAUAAUAAAAUUGAUUUACUUUAUGAGAAUAAAAUAUAUAAGAUAUUAAAAUUUGGAAUCAAAGAUAUUUAAUUAAUUGGUAAUAAAAUUAUGGGAAUAAGUAUUUUCGAUAUAUUUUAAUAUCAAUUUGAACCAAUUCCUAAUUAUAUUUAAUGUUUUUAUCAUUUAGAUGAAGAAAUUCCAUAUUAAUUAGAUUAUUCAUUAACAUUUAAUGAAAUAAAUAAAACAAUUCAUAAGAAAAGAAUAGAAUUUUCAGUUGAAUUAUUUAUUCAUAAAUCUAACACUAUGAAAAUAGUCUUAGGUUUCCUUAUUAGUGGAAUAUUAUUAAUGUUAAUCUUAUCAUAUACAUUUUUAACUCUUAAGUAAAAGAAUCUCUUAAUAAAUGAAAUGGAAUCCAAUCUCAAGAAAUUUAAAGUAAAAUAAGUGCCACUCUUUAAAAGUUUAGAAUGUGUAAUAAGUCCAAAAGGAUAACAUUCUAAACUUUAGAGUUUCGAUCAAACAUCAAAUUUUGAUUUAAAUAAAGUGAGAAACUGA
Molecule: messenger RNA, 1413 nt
Organism: Paramecium pentaurelia
Lineage: Eukaryota; Ciliophora; Oligohymenophorea; Peniculida; Parameciidae
Source: the annotation of a GenBank genome assembly